Impatiens glandulifera is the source of this 1155-nucleotide messenger RNA. RefSeq lists its product as uncharacterized. The transcript is spliced from 2 exons. The coding region runs from base 197 to 898 and encodes 233 amino acids. Lineage: Eukaryota; Viridiplantae; Streptophyta; Magnoliopsida; Ericales; Balsaminaceae. Gene Ontology annotation, molecular function: protein binding. The record is from RefSeq and is a predicted model, not a curated record.
GCUCAAUCAAAACCCUAGAAGAAAGCGAAUGAACAAUCGAGUCUAAUUUCUCCGAUCAAUUACCAUCGGCGAUCCAACGAGUCUAAUUUCUCCGAUCAAUUACCGUCGGCGGUCCAUCUCCCGUAAGAAUUGUACCGCCACCGUGCAUUGGUCUCUCUCCGCAGGCAUACGAAACUGACUAGAAAGCGUUCAUCUAAUGGCAAAACCAAAGAGACUGCCCAAAGAAGUUCUGCAGAACAGUUCAAAUAUCCCUGAGGCCAACUUGUGUGAAGAUGGAUGGGUGAUUGUAAAGAAACAGACUGUCCGGAUUUUAAUUCCUCCUUUACCAAUUACUCAACAACCAUCAACAGAAUCAUCAGACCAACAGCCUAUUCAGCCACAGGCAUGUUCUGAAAAACAAAUCAAUACAAAAUCCCCGCAAAAAAAGGAAACUCACGAGCAGCUACAUUCAAUUCCUGAAAAAGAGAAAGCCACUGCACUGUCUAAUGAGAAAAGAAAAUCAGUGCUCGCCAAACUUGCAAGGCAUGAUAUUGAGUACCAGGACAAAACCGGGAUGAUUAGAUACAAGAACAACAAGAGACCGUUUAACUUGCUUGGUGCUGUUGCUGUAUUGACUAAGAAGAUGAGGGCUUUGAAUCUUGAGAAGAAGCUUCAAAGAGCUGGGGGAUUGAGAAGGUGGUUAGCAUCAUUAGGACUUAAUCAGUUUGCAAAGAUUUUUGAAAGGAAGAGUAUUGGUAAAUUCCAGCUUGUAAAUAUGACAAUGGAGAAACUUAAGGAUAUGGGAGCACAUGCUGUUGGACCAAGGAGAAAGCUUAUGCACGCCAUUGAUUGCCUUUGUCAGCCUCAUUGUUUUGAAGCUUUUCGAAGGAUCGAGUCAUCGAGGAUGAACUGGGUCUGAUUAUUAAUAAAAAUUCUGAGAAGAAGGUUUUUUUUUCUUUGGAGGAGUGGCUAGCACAUCUCAAAACAACAACCCCCCACCCCCUUCAAUCAAGGUGAUUUUAGUGGGAGGAAUUGAUGUUGUGGAUUUUAGGUACAUGUACAUUCUCAGGUCUUGUAUUGGGAGGGCAAAGCUUAAGAUAAUUUGAACUUAUUAUGUUGCGAAUGUUAAGUUUCCGUAAUAAAUUAUUGGAUCAAAGAAGGAUAUUUUGGUUAUUA